This is a messenger RNA of Notodromas monacha, 7344 nucleotides long. NCBI's taxonomy places the organism in Eukaryota, Metazoa, Arthropoda, Ostracoda, Podocopida, Cyprididae. The record is from the annotation of a GenBank genome assembly.
GUAGAAUGAAGACUUUUGAGAAAUUGGGUCAUUAGUCGGAAAUGGACGAGUGUAAUUAACGUUCUAAGCGUUUUACUUUCUGCCGUAUCUGGUUGUUCCGGAUUAUCAACGAGAUGGAUCAGGAAUGGAAUGACCAAUGGGACUGGAAUGUGAAUGGGAAUGAUGAAGGAGCCGGAGGACGUUCAGAAGCGUUGCAUCAUAGCAAUGCGCCACCCCCUAUGCACAAGGCUUCGAAUGUUUACCCCCAACAGCCACGCAACAUGUUUUCGAAAACAGGCCCCAAUUAUCAAUCCUAUGUUCAACCUCCAGCCAAUCACGCGGCGCACCAGUUUCAGGAACUUAACCUGAAUCCAAAUGAUGAUGCCAUGCACCAGGAAACUGAUGGACGCUUUACGGAAAAUUGGGCAGCACCUCCAAGUUAUGCCCCCGAGCACCCCAUUACACCUGGUGGAGAUUAUUGGGGUUGGGGUGAUGAAGACACGUCCGUUCCUUACGAGCAGCAUCCCACAGAAACUCCGCAUUCGUUCGUGCCGACCCAAGAAUACCACAAAAUGUCUAUACCAACCGCAUUUGUGAGCUAUAGCGGUUUCACUCCCGCUAAUAAUGAGGAAGUCCUCUUCACGGGAAGCUACUGUUCACAACCUCCGGCUUGCGAUGAUAGCGGGAACAUUCCGGCAACUGGAAUGGAAUCCAUGGGUUCCGCGGGGGUCGUUGAUUUGUACCAGGACGAAGGAGCAGCUGAAUUGGUUGCUAGUGACGGUGAUGCGACUCGGAAGGAUGGAUCGGCGGCUGAAAGUGAUACCGUCUUGUCUCAUGUGAAUGGACCUUCUGAUUCUGCUUUUGCUGACAUCGGAAGUGCGGAAAUGUCGAUUGAUCCUGGUAACGGAAAUGAGCAAGAGGUCGUGAAUGGUGCGAAUAUUGCCGGGACUGACGCAGGGAAUUUUGAUCCAGUUGAUACUCCAAAUGUCUUCGUCGUAAGCACCGAAGAUGAUCACCUUCCAGAAUCUGAACAAGGAGUUCAAACUGAGAAAGGAUCCUCGGUGCCUGACUGCUCAGCGUAUUUCGAACGAGAAGGAGAUGGAUAUCAACCAGCAGAUGCCCAUCCACUGCCGUACUCGUCGUCGGCGGUUCAGCCAUCGAGUGCAAGAAUGCCGCCAUCCGCUGGGACUUCCGCGUCAACCAUUUCUUCUUCCUCUUCAUCCGCAAGUUUGGGUGUGCGACAAGAAACCAUCGGAGAAGCCGCUGGAGAAAUUGAUGACGGCGGCGAUGAUGGCGAUAUUGAUGGAGGAAGUGGUGACAACGACGGUGAGGGAGACGGUAGCUCUGGUGGUGCUUCGUUUAUGUUGCCGCCCCCUCAAACUUUGCAGCAGGUUCCCCCAAGAUUUACGAUGCCGCCGCCUGUUCGAGACCGCAAUGAUGACGGUCGUUUCGGUGGGCCUGGACCGGAAAGGUCGACUCCUCCGCCGAGGAAAGAAACCAUCGGAUCUGAAAGUGAUGGCUUGGAAACCAUGGGUAUGACCGCGAUUACUGGUGCAGUUGCUCCAACCCGAUCCCCGGUCAAUCGCUCUGUCCCGGGCGGCGCAGUGGAUCCUCGUCGUCAGCCGCCGCCGAGUGCAGAUCCGCGUAAUUUCACUCGACGUCUAGCAAGCCAUGGUGUUGGAGAAGGGGGCACCUCAUCAGAAACUGACGAUCGACUGAGACGCGGAAGAACUAGAGUUGAAGAGAGCGGCAAGGAAACGCCUCCGACUACAACGCCCACGGGGGGAGAAAACUCCGCGGUGGAUUCUAGCGGAGGAAAGGGUAGGGACAGGAGGAGGAAAGAUGAACGAGAUCGAUACGGCAAAGGUGAGCCUGGGAGAACGCGGAGGCAUCAUGACGAAUAUCCGGAUGAAGAUCGAAGGCGGCGUGGCGGAAGACGUCAGAGGGACGGUGCUAGUGCCGCCAACGACUCCAAUCCGUCGUCCGAAGACUUUGACGAAGACGACAGAGGAUCCAGCCGACACAAUCGUCAUUACGAUCGUCACCAGGAAGGGAGAAGACGAGCAAGCUCUCGUGAGCGUCGACCCGCGCCAAUGUCUUCCAAUGCAGAUAGAUGGGAUCGUAGUCGGCGUUACGACGACCGACGUGAGUACGAAACUCCGUCUGCUCGUCACUCCAGUGCGAUGGUGGUUGCAAAGCGAAGUGCCGCAGCGGUUGCCCCAACCGGCAGAUACGGAAGAGAAGAAUACGACGAAAGGGACCGUCGAGGUCGUUGGCACGGUUAUGACGACGACGACGAUGCGAGGAGUCGUCGCAGCCGCGGUUAUUCGAGCGUAUACGACAGCCGAUCCAGGCCAGCUAGCAGGAGUGGAUAUCCGCGCUAUGAUGAUCCGUAUCGUGCUCGGGCUGUGCAACAACAAACAGAUUAUGGAAGAUACGCUGCAGCAGCUGGUGGUUACCCGUAUGGAACUGGACAAGGGAUGGAUCCGUAUUACAUGAAUUACGCUGCCCAGUUUUUGUACCCCAUGGCGCAGUACGUUGCUGCAGCUGCGACGAAGCAGUUGACUGCGAAGCUGAACGUGCCGAAUUCCGGUGCAUCGAUUAACGAGCGUGACGGCGCUGGACUGAGUCACCCGAAGGGGAAAUUGCGCAUUGUUGACGUCUUGGAAGUUAUUGGGGAAGAAGGUGGAGUUGAUGCCGCCGUGAUUAAGGCUGGCGAAUUUGAUGGAGGCAACGAAGGCAAAGGUCUAAAACGUUUCAAGGAUGUGCCGAAAUUUUCAGGGGACCAUGCCAUUGGCGACUUCUUAUCGGAUGGCCGCUUCUUGGUUAAAUAUCCCGGUCAGGAUACUCUGGAGAUUUUCGGCAUGUGUGAUACCGUCGAAGAAAUCGAAAGCGCCGAGAAUUACGAUUCCCACUUGGUCGAAUUUCCUGGGCCUCUUUCAAGAUCGUCCAGCAAAAAGACGGCACUUGCGUACUGUAUGCGAAUGAUCGAAGAUCUAGAUGUUAAUAUCGCGUCCGAUCACAUUUUACUGCUGGAAUUCAUUGUUCUGCUAAUCAAGCAGAAUGGGUCCAUGAUGCAUAGUGACAUCGCCGAGCUGCUCGUGAAACGAUGUGAUGUAGAAGCUGUAUCGGGAACUUUGGAUGCACCGAUACGCGAAGGUGGGGAAGGUGUUUCUGGGUUAGAAGCUCGUGCAAUCGCCGAGGGGCAGGAACGGGGAAUGCCCACUGCUCGUGGCGACGGAGCUUCUUCCACUGGGCUUUCUGUAGUAGAUAAUCCACAACUAGAAGUAGACGAUGGUACGGGAGAGGAUGAGUCCUUGGAAACGUUUUACCGCCUUAUGUUGGCGGGGCAGCGGUCGGAGGCACUAGAUCACGCCGUUGGGACCGGGCUGUGGGGCCAUGCUGCGUUGUUGGCUUCUAAAAUGAUGCCAGCGGAGUCGGGAGCAUUUGAGCGAAUUUUAGCAGCUUUUUCCGAGUCGCUGCGUCCGCAAGAUCCAUUGAAAACACUUUAUCAUCUCGUGCUGCAUCAAACCUCUCCCAACAUCACCAAUUGGAACCCAAGUCUGGGAGAUUGGCGCUCCCAUCUUGCAAUGGUAAUCGGAAAUUGCGAAGACGACGAAAUGGUUUCUCAGACUAUCGAAAGGAUGGGCGAUAAUUUGAGGGCGAUGGGCAAGUUACACGCAUCUCAGUUCUGUUAUUUGGUUGCUGGCUCAUCGUUCGGCUCGUGGGAAGAUCCCGGCGCUCGACUCGUGUUGCUUGGCGCUGGUAGAACUGACUCGUCGUCAAGCGUAGUGAAUUAUGAAGACAUCACUACCAAUUACGCUAUCGGUUUGACGGAGUUGUACGAGUACGGAAUGCGACUUUCCCAUCCGGAAUUCUCCAUUCCACAGCUUCAGGCAUUCAAGCUAAUAAAAGCUGAGAGGCUUUUGGAUGCCAUGAAGUCGGAUGCAGCGUACGACUACGUGGCUGCUAUUGGUGAUUGGAUCGGACGUACGGGGGCAUCUGGGUUGAUCGAUGUUGACGGCUUCGUGGAGGCUGUGUUGGAGAUAGCAGAGAAUUUGAAACCGAUCGGUUUCCGGCGCGCUCGGAAUCGGGAUGCCCCCGGUUGGCUGACAGCAUUAAAAAUUAGAGCUCGUGGGCAGCCGCGUCCCGAACGUCGGGAUAGUUACCAGGUUCAGGAACAAGUCCAGAAUCAGCAACGGUUUGAGCAUCAUGCUGCUCAAAUUCAGCCCGAACCAGUGGCUCCAGAGGUUGUAAAGAAUGAAGCGCAUGUUGAUCUACAAAAAAGUGUCGAUAUGCCCGUGCCGACUGCUGUUCCACAAAUGCCUUCCUUGCCCGAAGUUCCAGCUGAACCAGUGUCCGCACCGGCUCAAGUGCUUCCUCCACCCGCAUCAAUGGGUGUUGCCCGUAAUCCGCCGUCUGUUGGGGAAAUCACACCGUGGUCUCAUAGUCAGCCUCAGCCGCUUCCUGCUCCAGUUGCUCCUUUACCCAACAUUCCUGAUGCAGCCAGAGAGCCUGUACAGCCUAUGAUGGUGCCUGGCGUUCCUCAAAACUUCACAGCUGGAGGUUUUCAUCCAGGAGGCAUGACACUUGCAGAUGUUCACCCACAGCCCGGUUUUGAACCGAAUAAUAGGGCUUAUCGUUCGGGAUCAGUCGAAUACUGGGACCCGGCCUCAGCGCCUGCAGUAGCACGGAAGAGGUGCGUGGAGUUGCCGGCAGCCGUUGCCAAUUACCGCUGUAUUGAGGAGGAGGAGGAGGAGGAGACAGGGUCCUUAUCGGAGGAAUCGGUUUCUUCGCAAAUAUCCGUCGAGUCCGAUCGUCAGUCAGUCUCGUCUGCCAGCACCCUUGCUGCCAGCGGGCAUCUUGGAGCAAUCGGAGCAGAGAGACGAAAGAAUUCUUCGGGAGACACGAGUUUGAAUUCGAGUAGAAAUCAACGUUUUCCUCCUUCCGCCAACUUUGAACAUGGCUUCCCGCCUCCGGCUGGGAGAAGCGGGAUGCGAUCCCAGCGGCCUGGGCCCGUCGGUGACAGCUGGGCUGGAAACAAUUUUUCGUCCUUGCCACCUAUGCCUACUUUGUCCGAACGACCGGCGAAUGAACCGAUGCCUGGUUCGCAUAAAAUGCCUCAUGAACUGUCGGAAGACAAGAAGCAUCAGCAGCAACCAGCGAAAAACGGAGAUAUUUCCCAAAGUGCCACUGCUCCGAGCUGGAUCAAGAAAAUCGUGAAUAAACUGGUGCCGAACGCACCGAACCAGAUGAUACUUCCAGAUGAUAGCCAGAAAUCCAUCAUUUGGGACGAUAAACUCAAGAAGUGGGUAAACCAGGAUUCGAAUGGAGCCGAAACGGAAGCGUCUGGUCCGAUCGCACCGCCCAAAGACUUCGAAUUGCCUGGUGGCCCUCCGUCACUGCCUCCGCAACAGCCUUCCUUUGAUCACGGGGCUCAUGAUUCGCAUUACCAUCAGCAGAGUCUUGACCGUUUCCCGGAAAAAAUUGAGCCGACUAAUAAUGAGACGACUCUCGCGUCUCCUACGAAUUUGAUCCAUCAGGGCUCUCGUCCACAAUCCCAGUCGACUCCGAAGUCUGAAGCGAGCUCUAACGCGCCUCCUGCUCCUGCUGAAAAUAGGUUCAAGCGUAAGGGUGGUAGGUUAGGAUAUGUUGAUGUCUUGAACCCUAACAAAAGCGCCGAUACCUCGUCCUCGAAACCGGUCGUGAAAUCACCUGCUUUCCCUGCGAAUGUCUUCAUACCUCCUCCUCCUGAACCAACGACCGAAGCGCUGGAUUUCGUCAGUAGACCAGGCGAAGAAACGCCCAACGAUGAAAAUUUUCAGGGACACGAUGGUGUGGAACCCGGGAACUUCAUGAAUCCUGAAAAGUUUCGUGGAGGAAGCCAACAGCCAGCUUCCAGGCCGAUGGGGAGCCGUUACCCGACCCAUUAUUGACGAAAAUUUAUUUUAUUUUCUCCCUUCGAAGAUGUGUCCUCGUUCCUUGCGUGAUAUUUCAAGCUGUGUGAUGAGUGUGGAAAAGAUACUCUCCAGCCAUCCCACUUCCUCGAUUUAUCCCACAAAACUCAUAGAAUCAGGAUAGGAAUUGUGCUUGUGUUGUUGCUAGGUAGAGUGUUUGAUGUAGGUGCCGAGUGAGAAUUGCGAGUGAGCAAAGUAUACUUUGCUUUUGAUUCGAAAAUUUGUUGGAUUUAAGCGUAAUGAAUGUCUCGUGGCAUGAUUGGAUUAUGCUUCGAUCAAGGGGGUUCAAAGCAGCGGAAAAGCUUCAUUUGAGAACAUUUUCCUCCAAAAAAAAGGAACUGGCGUGAAAGUACUCGUUGAGCAGUUUUUUUUUACUCCGAUGCGAUGUCUUCAUGUCAAUCCUGCGGGAAACAUAUGUCCAGUUCCGAAAAUUUCUACUUUCCUGUUUUUUUUUUCUGCUUUUAUUUCUGCUGUUUUUGUGACCCCCUUGUUUCUGUAAAUUAUUAAGGAAUCAUGACGAGGUUUUCAUAUGUACGAUAUUAACUAUUGUUUAAUGUUGAAGGGAAAUGGCGAAUGAGUGCUAUAAAAGCAGGAAAUAUUCAUUGGAUUCGUGCCUUUAAUUAUGUCAACGACCCUUCGUUACUGAAUGAGAAAACUCGAAAGCUUUUUACCAAUAGUUUCAGCUGGAACGAAGUUAUAGCAUUCCCAAUUGCAAAAGCACCGGCUGGCCGUUCAGAAAAGGCAGGAAGAGUAUCCACUGAGGUUCGGGUGAUCUGCGAUGUACGUUUUUAUUUCGGUUUGUGCGUUGUUAUCCGUGCUCAUUGCAUAUACAGUAGGAAAAAAAAGAAUUAUUUUUUUGAAUGGAAAUUUAUUUGAAGGCUGUACAAUUUAGUUCGGUCGAAGCUUCAUUGGUUAAGAGCGACCGAAGCGCGGAGGUUUUGGGGUUGAUGCUUUCACCCGUUACGGUUGUUAUGGAUUUUUCCCCCCGAGAAUUUGAGGGAAAACUGUGUCGCUAGUUGGUGUUGGGGAGGGAAAUUUAAGAUCAGCAGAUUCAACUGUUCAAGUGCCGAGAUUUUAUUGAAGUGUGAGUUACGUGGAUACGGAAUGUUAUAGGCUCAUCUGCUUUCGACACUUGGUGACCCUGACGACUGCGAUAAGCGAAUGGAUAAAGGAAUGAAUUCAUCUCUUCUUUUUUUUUUUCAAUCUACGGCGUAAUCUGUGUUUCUCCAAAGAUUGUUGGUUUGCGCUCCUUUCGAAUGUUCAGAACCGUUACCGGGAAUGCCAAGGGUUGUCUGGGAAAGUGGGCGGUAAAAUACAACUUGGUGUUUCAUAGGGUGGUCUUCGGGACGAAAAGUCUUCCCUCACUUCAAUCCUUGAAUUUUUAUACCCGCGGAUCUUUCAUCUAACC